AAAGCGAUAACCCGAAGACCGACGACACACAGUCAGUCGCCUGUGGACAAGCAGCCCGACUUGACGUAACGAACGACGCGAACCCGAUUGCCGACUGCAGAUUGGAGAUUGGAGAUUGGCCAGUGUGGAGAGUGGAGAUUCGAGACUGGCGACUUGGAGUUUUCAACGCGCCGCGCCAAAACGCCUGCGCAAAGGGCUGCCCAAGCGGCGCCUCCCCACCAAUUUUGUUUGUGUGACUCCAGUGACUGUCCGCGUGAUUUCAAAACAUUUUUUUCAAAAAGUUUUUUAAAAUUCGGAAUUUUGGUUAAGUGCCUACAAGAGAUUUAGCCAGAGAUUUGAUUUUUUUCGAGUGCUUUUUUGUGAUUUUUUAACUAAACUCGGAACACCUUGGAUUUUGGAAUUUGGUGUUUUUAAGAGAUUUUGAAAAACUGCGAUUUCGAACAUUUUCGAGUGAAGCAAAGUGUUUUUGGAGCCCAAGUCCCGAAGAACAUGCCUUGCCAGGCGAUCUGUGGGCUGCUGCCCCUGCUGCUGCUGGGGAUCUGCGCUGGAAUCCCCUCCACGGAGGCCAUUCCCAACGACGUCUACCUGAAGAUGUUCCCGCAGCAGGCGCCUCCGGACGACCUGUGCUACGACAAGAACCACGAGCCGCAGGUCUGCGUUCCGGACUUCGUGAACGCCGCCUUCGACGCGCCCGUGGCGGCCAGCUCCACCUGCGGAUCGGAGGCCACGGGCCCCGAGCGCUACUGCGAGUUCCAGGAGCACGAGCGCUCCUGCCACACCUGCGACCAGGCGGACCCGCUGCGCAGCUUCCCCGCCCGCUCCCUCACCGAUCUGAACAACUCCAACAACGUGACCUGCUGGCGCAGUGCCCCCGUGUCCGGCAGUGGCGACAACGUGACCCUCACCCUGUCGCUGGGCAAGAAGUUCGAGCUGACCUACGUGAUCCUGCAGCUGUGCCCGCAUGCGCCGCGUCCCGACUCCAUGGUGAUCUACAAGAGCUCCGACCACGGCCUCACCUGGCAGCCCUUCCAGUACUACAGCUCCCAGUGCCGGCGCCUCUUCGGCCGUCCCGCCCGCCAGUCCGCCGGGCGGCACAACGAGCACGAGGCCCGCUGCACGGACAUGACCAGGCCGCUGGCCUCGAGGAUUGCCUUCAGGACGCUGGAGGGUAGGCCCUCUGGACGCGAUCUCGACUCGUCGCCGGUGCUGCAGGACUGGGUGACGGCCACCGACAUCCGCGUGGUGUUCCACCGCCUGCAGCGACCCGAUCCCCAGGCCGUGCUCUCCCUGGAGGCGGGCGGCGCACCCGUCGACCUGGCCAGCGGCAAGUACAGUGUGCCGCUGCUGGGCACCGGACCCACGGGCAACAACAUCGAGGUGCAGCCGGGACUGGAGGCGGUGACCCCUUCGGGUGGACUGCACUACGCCAUCUCGGACUUCGCGGUGGGCGGACGGUGCAAGUGCAACGGCCACGCCUCCAAGUGCUCCGCGGACGCCAGUGGGCAGCUGAACUGCGAGUGCAGCCACAACACCGCCGGGAGGGACUGCGAGCGCUGCAAGCCCUUCCACUUCGACCGCCCCUGGGCCAGGGCCACCGCCAAGGAGACCAACGAGUGCAAGGAGUGCAACUGCAACAAGCACGCCCGCCAGUGCCGCUUCAACAUGGAAAUCUUCCGGCUCUCCCAGGGCGUCUCCGGCGGUGUCUGCCAGAACUGCCGACACUCGACCACCGGACGGAACUGCCACCAGUGCAAGGAGGGAUUCUACAGGGACAGCACCAAGCCACUGACCCACCGCAAGGUCUGCAAAGCCUGCGAGUGCCACCCGAUCGGCUCAUCUGGCAAGAUCUGCAACAGCACCAGCGGUCAAUGUCCCUGCAAGGACGGGGUCACCGGACUGACCUGCAACCGCUGCGCCCGGGGCUACCAGCAGAGCCGCUCCCACAUCGCGCCCUGCAUAAAGCAACCGCCGCGAAUGAUCAACAUGCUGGACACCCAGAACACCGCUCCCGAGCCGGAUGAGGCCGAAUCCUCGCCAGGAGCGGGCGGCGAUCGCAGCGGCGCCUCCGGAACGGCCGCCCAGACCCAGUACUAUCGCACCGAGGGCGGCAGGGAAUGCGGCAAAUGCAGAGUCAGCACCAAAAGGCUAAACCUAAACAAGUUCUGCAAAAGAGACUACGCAAUAAUGGCCAAAGUAAUUGGUCGCGAUACGAGCAGCGAGGCCAGCAGGGAGUCUCAGCGACGCGCAAUGGAUCCCGACGUGGCGGACUACGAAAUGGACCAAGAUCAGCCGGGGUCGCCGCGGUCGCCGAUUACGACGGAGUACGAGUUCCACUACCCCAACCCAAGCUCCAGUCCCAGCGACAGCGAGGUGGAGCGCUUCGAUCUGCAGAUCCAGGCCGUCUUCAAGCGCAGCAGGCCAGGCGAAAGCAGCGGCGCGGGGAACGUCUACGGAAUGCCGAGUACAACCCUAAAACGCGGUCCUAUGACCUGGAUCAUACCGACUAAGGACCUGGAGUGCCGCUGCCCCAAAAUCAGAGUAAACAGAUCCUAUCUGAUCUUGGGUCGGGACUCGGAGGCGCCGCCCGGUUACCUGGGCAUUGGGCCGCACUCCAUCGUGAUCGAGUGGAAGGAGGACUGGUAUCGGCGCAUGAAGCGCUUUCAGCGGAGGGCGCGCACCUGUGCGUAAUCCGCCUGCAGAUGAUGGCAGUCCCACUCCCUGUGUGUAGUCCCAAGAUUCUAGGUCCUAAGGAAUGAGCCGAACUGGAGGAAAACAAUCAAAUCGUGUCAUUGUCGCUUAAACAGUUUUUUUUUGUUUUUUUUGUAAUCAAAUGUCAUUUUAACCGAUUUUGUAGCAGUUUAAAAUCAAACUAGUGGUACUUUAUUUAUUUAAUUAACUUCAAUUGUUACAAAGCAAUCGGUUGUUGAUGAACAGCAAUCAAACACACGAAAGUAUCUAUCUAAUGUAAUCUAUGUAAUCUAUAUAUACGACUUGUAUUAUUCGCUAAAUUAGGAUUCCUGUCAGCCCAGUUUAAGCAUUUGUGAACAUUUUACGUACUAGGGCAGUCUCGAGGAAGCGAAGCGAGCGCCAGUAAGCAAUAAUUUAUUUGUAAGAAACACCUUGAUGCAUGCAUGACUCGCAAAAAUCGUAAUUAAUAAAUAUUGUACAGAGCAA
Molecule: messenger RNA, 3174 nt
Organism: Drosophila biarmipes
Lineage: Eukaryota; Metazoa; Arthropoda; Insecta; Diptera; Drosophilidae
Gene: NetA
Product: netrin-A
Exons: 7
Coding region: 490-2688 (732 amino acids)
Molecular function (GO): protein binding
Source: RefSeq, a predicted model, not a curated record